AUGUACUUGCUUGUUUUUCAUCCACAGGACAACCACCAGAGCGUUUCAGGCAGAUUCCAUCCAACGAAUUUCAGAGUUUUCGACGUGGGUGGUCAGCGAUCGGAGAGGCGAAAAUGGAUUCACUGUUUCGACAACGUCAAUGUCGUCAUCUAUGUAGCAGCUAUUAGCGAGUACGAUCAAGUGCUACGAGAAGACAACAAAACGAAUCGACUCAAAGAAGCUCUCUUGCUAUUCGACGGUGUUGUUAACAACCAAUAUUUCAAAGAUGUAUCUGUUAUAUUAUUUCUUAAUAAAAAAGAUUUAUUCGCUGAAAAAAUAUUAUACGUAUCGUUGAAAGUGUGUUUUGACAGCUAUGACGCCGAACGAGACGGAACGGGCUAUACUGCUUCAGUCGCCUACAUAAGGAAACGAUUCGAGAAUGCUCUCAUCAAGCACUCCAAAAAACCGUAUGUCCACGAGACUUGCGCAACAGACACGAAUCAGGUGCAGGUCGUGAUCAACUCGGUGAUUGACACAAUUGUCCAGGAGAAUUUGAAAGACACUGGAAUGGAUCUGCAAACAGGUCGUCAAUCGGGGAGUAUAGCACGU
Messenger RNA from Ostertagia ostertagi, 588 nucleotides. The record is from the annotation of a GenBank genome assembly. Lineage: Eukaryota; Metazoa; Nematoda; Chromadorea; Rhabditida; Trichostrongylidae.